Messenger RNA from Olea europaea var. sylvestris, 1689 nucleotides. RefSeq names its product potassium transporter 26-like. The record is from RefSeq and is a predicted model, not a curated record. NCBI's taxonomy places the organism in Eukaryota, Viridiplantae, Streptophyta, Magnoliopsida, Lamiales, Oleaceae. Bases 169 to 1578 code for a protein of 469 amino acids. Gene Ontology annotation, molecular function: potassium ion transmembrane transporter activity. The transcript has 5 exons. Gene Ontology annotation, biological process: potassium ion transmembrane transport. Gene Ontology annotation, cellular component: membrane.
CUUUCUUACUAUUCUUGUGUUGCUUGGAACUUGCAUGGUUAUUGGGGAUGGAGCACUUACCCAGCAACUUGCGAUCACGUUGUUUGGAUAUCUGUUGUACUUCUAAUAGCACUUUUUGCAUUCCAACGUUGUGGAACCAGCAAAGUUGGCUUCUCCUUCUCUCCUAUAAUGUUGCUGUGGUUUGUUACCAAUGUUUCAAUUGGCACCUACAACAUUAUCAAGUACCAUCCAUCCAUUAUCAAGGCUGUAUCUCCUCACUACAUUGUCAAAUUCUUCUUGAGAAACACCAAGACGGCGUGGGAUCUUCUUGGAGCGGUAUUCUUGAGCAUAACAGGAGCUGAGGCAAUGUUUGCUGAUUUAGGUCACUUCAACAAGAGAGCAAUUCAGUUAGGUUUCUCUUUCGUGGUUUAUCCUUCAUUAAUCAUCAGUUACGCGGGUGAAACAGCUUAUUUAGUUAAGCAUCCAGAGAAAAUCAGCGAUGCCUAUUACAGUUCCCUACCAGAUCCUGUGUACUGGCCAAUGUUUGUUAUUUCUACCCUGGCUGCAGUUGUUGCAAGCCAAUCUAUGAUUUCUGCAAGCUUUUCGAUAGUAAAACAGUCACUCGCUUUUGGUUGUUUUCCUCAAGUUAACAUAAUUCACACCUCUUCCAAGCAUGAAGGGCAAGUCUAUUCCCCAGAAAUCAACUACAUUCUAAUGAUUCUCACUGUUGGUCUGGUCCUAGGAUUCAAAGGCGGUGUUGAACUAGCAAAUGCAUACGGUGUGGUGGUCAUUUGGGUCAUGAUCAUAACCACUUUUUUGACAACAUUAGUAAAGUUGGUCAUAUGGAAGACAAAUAUUCUACUCAUCCUAGGUUUUUUCUUGCCCUACAUGUUAAUUGAGGGCAUAUUCAUGACAUCAUUGUUAAACAAAAUCCCACAAGGAGGAUGGGUACCUUUUGCUAUAUCGGCUAUCUUCUUGAUCAUAAUGCUAUCGUGGACAUACGGGAGGAGUAAAAAAAGUGCAUAUGAAGCAGAAAGAAAAAUGAGCACAAGGGAACUGGAUGAAAUGCUAUCAAGCAGCAAUAUCUAUCGGACACCGGGAAUUUGUUUUUUCUUUACCGACCUGGUCAACGGAAUUCCACCCAUUAUCCGGCAUUACGUUCAGAAUACAAACUCUGUUCAAGAAAUUAUGGUGAUUAUCACUGUUAGAACUCUACCAAUCAAAACUGUUCUACCGGAGGAAAGGUUUAAUGUCGGGAAAUUAGGACUUGAAGGGGUUUAUAGGUGUUUGGUUCAGUUUGGGUACAAGGAUUCUCAGGACAUGAAAGGAGAUGCCUAUAUUAAUUCAAUGGUGGCAAAACUACAAGAGCAUGUUGAUAAUAUGAAUGAAGAACGAAGAAUUCAAUUAGCUGCACAAAAAGGGAUUAUUUUUGUCACAGGCCGGACAAUCCUAAAAGCAAACCAGGGUAAUGGAAUGCUCGCACGCUUCACAAUCGAUUAUUUAUACAGAUUUCUUCAGAAGAAUAGCAGGGCAGCAGUUUCAACACUUGAAAUCCCACCAGAAAGAACAAUGCAGAUUGGGAUGCUCUACGAAAUCUAAAACUGGACUGCAUUAUAUUACUGCCAGGAGGUUUUUCAUUUUUCCAUUUUUGCAUAAGUGCAGUGUAAUGUUUAUGUAACCUUCUCCUUGCUCCUGUAUAAUCACUUUUAA